GGCAGAAAAUAUCGACACGGGCAGUCUGUCUUUGUUGGUGUGCACAGAAUCAUAUAUGUAACCUUACUUUCGUGGAUUUCUGUUCUACUAGAUUUGGCGGAUUUUCUCAAUCCUAGAAUAUCUAUCGAUCCCUCGCUAUGAGGUAGAAAUGUGACGAAGUGCGCAAUGUGGUUAAAAAUCCAUAUUUUAGUUAAAUAGUUGGUUUUAAACCAGUGACAGGUAGUUGAUGGUUCCUUCUAGCCCCUAUUCUCAAGCUACAAGGGAUAUACGCUAUAUAGAUUCUACCCCAACAGAACUAAAUCAUCUACAUUAUGAUUAGAUUGUGAAAUAUAAUAUUUGUAAACGGCGGAGGGAUUACAAAUAUGGCAAUGCCGGUUCCUACACCGCAUAAUAUGAUUCCUAAAAGAAGAAUGGACGACGAGGAAAGGAACGAUUUGCGCGGGAAAAUCAUUGCGAGAUUGAACGAAGACGAAGAAACAAAAUGUCCGCUUACAUCACAGAACUUAGUGACAUGGUGCCUACAUGUAACGCGCUCGCGCGCAAACCGGACAAGUUGACGAUCCUUCGGAUGGCGGUGGCGCAUAUAAAAUCCCUGCGUGGAAUCACAAAUACCCCGCCUAACGAUGGUACUUACAAACCUUCGUUUCUAACCGACAACGAACUGAAGCAUUUAAUCUUGGAGGCCGCCGACGGUUUCCUAUUUGUUGUGAGCUGCGAUACAGGACGAAUUAUCUACGUGUCGGACUCCUUGACACCCGUCCUCAACCACGCCCAGGGCGAUUGGUUCGGGGCCAGCGUGUAUGACUACAUUCACCCUGAAGACCAGGAGAAGGUUCGAGAACAGCUCUCCACGACUGAAUCUCAAUCUAAUGGCCGUAUCCUGGAUUUAAAGACAGGAACUGUCAAGAAGGAAGGAUCACAGAGUGCAAUGAGGCUCUGUAUGGGAUCCAGGAGGGGUUUCAUCUGCCGGAUAAAGGUUGGAAAUGUAUCCCCUGAGUCCCUGGGGUACUUGAAUAGAGUCCGACAGCGGAACUCCCUGGGCCCUAGCAGGGACGGUUCCAACUUCGCCGUCGUACAUUGUACAGGAUAUAUUAAAAACUGGCCCCCACAGGGUAUCCAGAUGGAUAGAAGUGGUGAGGAUGAGCUCCAUGCCUCUAGUUCAUGUUGUCUGGUUGCUAUAGGUCGUCUUCAGGUCACCUCAAGCCCCAACGCGAGUGACUUGAACAACGCUGAGAGCGCGCACGAGUUUGUAUCCCGGCACGCGCUCGAUGGCAAGUUUACGUUCGUGGACCACAGGAUCAUCAACAUUAUGGGGUUCUCACCCCCGGAGCUACUCGGCAAGUCCUGCUUCGACCUUAUCCAUACCGAGGACCAGUCCCACAUGAAGGAUAGCUUCGAGCAGGUGAUCAAAAUGAAGGGCCAAGUGUUUACCUUUAUGUACAGAUUUCGAGCAAAGAACGGCGAAUGGGUUUGGCUCCGUACUUCCGCCUUCACCUUUGUUAAUCCAUAUACUGACGAGAUAGAGUACAUUGUGUGUACCAACAGUCCCGCCAAAUCUACCGGUGUAACCGCCGCGGCUGAACCGCUUUCCAAUUCUGAUUACCGCCACGCCGCUGCAGCUCCUGCCGCCGGCGGGUUAGACUAUAGUAUUCCGGGUGGACGUCAGGAUAUGUACGGCGGGCAGGCGGGUGUUUAUAGUUAUGAUCCUACUCCAUCACCGGUAGGAUACGGGUCACCGGGUCAAGGACUUCAACCGGUUGGAGGAGGAAGAGGAAGUGUAGGGAAGGCAAGUGGUUCACCUACUCCGCCACAGUCUGCCUGGCCCCAACCCGGAUCCACACCUGGCCCGGAAACCUACCCCUACGGCGGAAUGUCUCCGUCCCGAAGUCCUGGUGGCGGAUAUGUCCGCCCUGGUGUCGCUGCAGUUCCACCUCCGGGAAUGUGGCAGUGGCAGAACAAUAACGGGGCGGGGGAACUGAGUGCCACGCCUACAACAGAGAGUGUAGAUAUGCUGGGCAUGCUUGGUCACGCCCAGCCAUCUUAUGAAACUCUUGGUUCUAUGUUUACGGGGCAAUAUCAAUAGUUGGGCCACGCCCCCAUCUAGCUAGUAGCAGUGUGUUCUAGUGACAAAUAAUAUAUUUAGUAACAUAAAUAUUAAAACAUAACAUUCAUGGAAACGGCAGACCGCACUUUGCAGGAGAAAUCUGCGAAAUCGUGAAAACGGCGGGAAAAUUUAAUUUGGCGGAUUCCCGGAAACUGGACAAAAUGGCGUCGGAAUUGUCACGAAAGUCGAUUUAAAGUUUUGAAAUUGUAAUAUUUAAACCGCUGAAAUGUUCUGUGAGAAAAUAAUUUUUAAUCUGUUUGUAAAAACACGAAUUAAUUGCUGGCAGCUUCCGCCAAGCACCAUCAUUGUGUUAUUUCUUAUUUCUGUACAGCUGUACAUCCUUCGCCAGUCAAUAAGACUAUGUACAAAGAUUAUGUACAGUUUGUUUACUCCUAAAGUUGGUUCUUAUUUAUUUGAUUUUAGAAAAAUAUUAAGUUCUGAAUUAAAAGUAAAUGUUCUAGUUUUAUCUCUAUACCGUCAUAAGAAUGGAUUAGAGCAGAGAAUAAUCAAUACCCCCUCCCCCUUUCUCCUAACUCCCCUCCCCCUCUUCCUUCUCUUGUCUCGUCAACUCUUUGAAUGUUGAGAAAGAUAAAGAUUUUCUAAAAACUAUUAAAAGUCAUGAUGGUUUCCUCUGUUUCAGGGCAAAAUUCUGCUCCCGCAAAAUAAAAAAAGUUAAGUUUUUUCAAGGUUAAAACACAUUUUGAUUUUGAAUAAAAUUGUGAGGUUUACUCAACCCUUGGCCAGGUGAACUUUAGUAGACAAAAACCGCUAUAUAAGCGAACAUACUGUCCGAUAAUGUUUUAAGCUUUUUAGAUUUUUCAUUUCAAGCUAUUAUUUUUCAACAUUUAGACCUUUAACGAAAAGAAGCUUAAUUUAUUUUGCAAUAUUUGCACGAAAUCUAAAAAUCUUUAAAAUGUUAUCGGAACCUCUUCUUAAUUUCUCGACAAAUUUCCACAUUAUACUCGGGGUUAUGAUGUUAGGACAUUUAGAAAAAUUUACAAACAAUUUUUUUCUCCACAAAUAUCAUCUAAAGCUGUUAUCACGAAAUUUCCGGAAACGGGGGGGGGGGAUGGGCGUGGUACUCCGGAGGGGCGUAUUUUUUAUUCUCUUUUAUUGUAGUGUCAGUAAAUAUCAAUGAGAAAUAAAAACGAACAUAUCCUUAGUAAUUUUACGCAAAAUUUACGCUCUUUCGAAGCCUUGUCUUUUUUUAUGUAUUUUGUGAUUCUUGAGACAUUGUGUGUUUCGAUGAAAUUUAGUGAUAUUAUUCAGAUAUUAAAUAUUAACGGAGAGUAGAAAAAUGCACUUUUUAAUUCUUCCUUUUUUCGUAUUCUCACCGCUGCGGUGCGUUUUAUUUGUUGUUUUUUUUCAGUGGUAAUUUUGUUCUAGUUAUUUAAUUGUUCUGUAUCAAAGGUAUACUUUUUAGACCUCAUCCCGACUACCAGAGAAAUUUGAUUUCUAAAAUUAAAGGCUCGGAUGAGAUUUAAAAUAUAUAUUUUUGUUCCAAAAAUGCCAGGAAUACGUAUUCUCUGUAUACAUCCUCCAGCGUAUAUUUCUAUUUCAAAAAUAAAUAAUUACAACCUCAAA
Molecule: messenger RNA, 3688 nt
Organism: Eurytemora carolleeae
Lineage: Eukaryota; Metazoa; Arthropoda; Copepoda; Calanoida; Temoridae
Gene: tgo
Product: aryl hydrocarbon receptor nuclear translocator homolog
Biological process (GO): regulation of transcription by RNA polymerase II
Cellular component (GO): transcription regulator complex; aryl hydrocarbon receptor complex; nucleus
Molecular function (GO): RNA polymerase II cis-regulatory region sequence-specific DNA binding; DNA-binding transcription factor activity, RNA polymerase II-specific; protein dimerization activity
Source: RefSeq, a predicted model, not a curated record